Molecule: messenger RNA, 1588 nt
Organism: Actinia tenebrosa (Australian red waratah sea anemone)
Lineage: Eukaryota; Metazoa; Cnidaria; Anthozoa; Actiniaria; Actiniidae
Biological process (GO): positive regulation of transcription by RNA polymerase II
Cellular component (GO): nucleus
Molecular function (GO): transcription cis-regulatory region binding; protein binding
Source: RefSeq, a predicted model, not a curated record
UGUGGUUGCACGCGCAUUUUUCAAAUUGCAGUUUCUGGGGAAUAUUUUCGGUUGAAAAGUCUUUUUAUUGAACCGGUGGUUCAUGUUUGAGUUGUUUUGUUGAAUUUACUUGAUGGUAACAAUUAAAAAGCCAUAUUUCUGAUAUGGCAGAGAAUCGAUGUUUCGAGGCAGUAGUUAGUUUAAUCGAGGACGUUUUGGUCAAACGGUGGUUCAGUGAUCUUUCCUGGAUCAAAAAAGCUACUUGGGAUGAUGUUUAUCAUUCUGUGAGAGAAAGACAGCUUCACAGGGUCAAGCAAAUUCUGGUAAACAUUUUUGGUGAGGACAAUUACAAGGAGAAAAUUGAUGACAAAACCCUUCAAARGUUGUGCUGCAUUGUUAAAGAGAUUGAAAGUCAUUCUGUUGCCAAAAGAAAACAUUUCUUGGAUCGUUCAUCAUGCUGUGUUCUUGCCCUGUUGAGUAUCGUCCUUGAACAGUGCCAAGAUGAUUCGACCAUUAAUAAACACCAAAUAGAAAUAGUCCUUAAUACCUGCACCAACAACACAGUGAAACUUCRAGAGUUGCUUUCCAUGGAUAAUCUUAGUUCUUUAGAGGACAUGGUGACCACUUGCUGCAAAGGAAUGACACCGAUUCAUUUCGCUGUUUUGUGGGAUAACAUCGAGUCUUUACAAGUUCUCUUGAAAUACGUAGCAAAUACAGAGUUAAUCAAUCACAAGGAUUUAUACAGUUACACAGCUCUACAUUAUGCAGUGCAGUAUCCAAGUACAACAGCAGCACGCAUGUUGUUAGAUUAUGGUGCAGACGUAAACGCACAGCUUCAGUUUGGACAUACGCCUCUUCACCUUGCUGCAUUCCGCGUAGACCCUAAGCUUGUCCUUCUUCUGUGCCGACAUGGGGCUGAUGUGAGUGCUGUGACUUCAUUAGGCGAGACACCUCUAACUACGGCUACCCGUUUAGGAAGUAURUCACGUGUUGAGCAUCUUGAUUUGCAUCUAACUACUAUCUCCUUAUUACUUCGCUACGGGUCUUCYCCAAACGCUCAUGACAAACAAGGUAGGACGCCGAUUUUCUAUGGGUGGCGUUUCAGCCAAGAUAAACGUUGUGCUUUAAUGUUGUGUUCUGCAGGAGCAAACUUAGCUUUCCUGCCUAAAAACUGCACAUUUGAGUCAAAUUCUGUAAUCCCGUUAAACACUUCACAAGAAUGCCUAAUGUUCAUGUUUCGCCGUUUUCUCGAAACAGUUGGGAAAACUCCAUUACGGCUGGAAAUCAUUUGCCUUAUAGAGGUACGAAAAGCGAUGGGGAAAUCUUUCCAGCAAGGCGUUCAAGAAUUACCGCUGCCCAGCAAAUUGAAACAGGCGCUACUUUUUCAAACUCUACCGAAGUUAGUUUAAACCAGUAAGCCAAAUGAGAUUAUCUUUUAUGCGCUUCUUCGAUUUAUCAUUUUUAGCAAGUAGCAUAUAUGAUAAAUAUUUAUGUUUUUUAGACAAUAAACAAAUACACACAAAAACAGUUAGAAACAACAACGACACAAGAGCGCGGUUCCUGAGUUGUAAUGAAGGUUGUAAUUGCUGAGUCUUCGAUUGGUUUUCCG